Drosophila yakuba is the source of this 499-nucleotide messenger RNA. RefSeq lists its product as uncharacterized. The record is from RefSeq and is a predicted model, not a curated record. Lineage: Eukaryota; Metazoa; Arthropoda; Insecta; Diptera; Drosophilidae.
UUGUAUUUAAUAUUAACUACAAGCAUGUACAUUCAGAGUGAGACUAUGGAGACAUCUUCCAAGGAUUCAUCCAAGUGCCAUGAUGCCAAGCGCGAGUCCUUAAAAAUCGCACCGUUACUAAAGCCAGUGUCCAUGAGUAUUUCCAACAGAUUCGGAUUGAAGUGGUAUCUGAUCAACGUGGACAACUUCAAGCCUCGGCGGAAGAGGAGGUACUUCAUCAACCUGUCGCGCUUCUCCACUCAACUGCCCAGUGUCAUCUCAAGCACUAUGCACCUCCUAAAGUAUCCAAACUGGAGUGCCAUCUUCCUGGCCACAACGCCUCAUAGCUUCUGUACUAUCAAGCCCAUUUCCCAAUGACAUCCAUCGUGACAUUUUCACCCGUGAAAAAGGCGAGUUCCAAACCGGAAUCAUCGAGGAAAAAGCUGAGAGGAUUACUUCCGUCGAAGACAAAGAAAGUCAAGGACGAAAAGGCAAUAAAGCUAAAAAGCAACGAUUUAAA